AUUGAUCACUUUGGAUUUGAUGAAAAUCUUACAUUCCAGCAGCGGUAUCUAGUAGCAGAUCAGCACUGGGAGAAAGACAAUGGACCAAUACUAUUUUAUACAGGCAAUGAAGGAGACAUCACGUGGUUCUGCAACAAUACGGGUUUUAUGUGGGAUGUGGCUGAAGAACUUAAUGCCAUGUUAGUAUUUGCUGAACAUAGAUAUUAUGGAGAAUCUUUGCCCUUUGGGAAUGAGUCUUUCAGUGAUUCCAAGCACCUGAAUUACCUGACGUCAGAACAAGCUCUGGCAGACUUUGCAGUACUAAUUGAGUACCUAAAGACGACCAUUGCGGGAGCCCGUUACAGUCCAGUCAUAGCUAUAGGAGGAUCUUACGGAGGAAUGCUUGCAGCCUGGUUUAGGAUGAAGUACCCCCAUGUGGUAGCUGGAGCUCUGGCAGCCUCUGCCCCGAUCUGGCAGUUUGGUGAUUUAGUUCCAUGUGGCACUUAUUUCAGCAUAGUGACCAAUGAUUUCAAAAAGAGUGGGACAGGCUGCUCAGAAAGCAUUCGGAAUUCCUGGAACGCCAUUAACCACCUUUCCUCAACAGAUGCAGGUUUACAGUGGCUUUCCAGCACAUUUCAUUUGUGCAGCCCAUUAAAGAAUCUUCAGGAUGCUGCUGUAUUGAAAAAUUGGCUGAGUGAAACAUGGGUAAACUUGGCCAUGGUGAACUAUCCCUAUGAAGCUGACUUCUUGCAGCCUCUGCCAGCUUGGCCUAUACAGGAAGUCUGCAAGUUCUUGAAGGAUCCCAGUCUCUCUGACAAAUUGUUGCUACAGAAUGUUUUUCAGGCAGUAAAUUUGUACUACAAUUAUACAGGAGAAGCCUCGUGCUUAGACAUGUCUGAGACUGCAACCAAGAAUCUAGGCCAGUUGGGUUGGUACUAUCAGGCUUGCACUGAGAUGGUGAUGCCCAUGUGCACGGAUGGUGUCAAUGACAUGUUUGAACCUCAGAAAUGGGACUUUGAUGCACUUUCAGAAGAAUGUUACAGGCUGUGGGGAGUGACGCCUCGCCCCUCUUGGAUUCUUUCUAUGUAUGGAGGGAAAAACAUCAGUUCACACAGCAAUAUCAUCUUCAGCAAUGGUGGCCUGGACCCAUGGUCUGCAGGUGGGGUGACCCAGAACAUCAGUGAUUCCCUCGUGGCAAUCAUGAUCCCAGAUGGAGCCCAUCACCUGGACCUACGCAGCCGCAACCCUUCGGACCCCAAAUCUGUGCAGCAAGCUCGAGCCUUGGAAAUCAGCUACAUGAAGCAGUGGAUUGAAAAGGCCAGGCACAACCACUGA
Molecule: messenger RNA, 1314 nt
Organism: Tauraco erythrolophus (red-crested turaco)
Lineage: Eukaryota; Metazoa; Chordata; Aves; Musophagiformes; Musophagidae
Source: RefSeq, a predicted model, not a curated record